Messenger RNA from Oppia nitens, 798 nucleotides. RefSeq lists its product as uncharacterized. The record is from RefSeq and is a predicted model, not a curated record. The coding region runs from base 94 to 798 and encodes 234 amino acids. The transcript is spliced from 2 exons. NCBI's taxonomy places the organism in Eukaryota, Metazoa, Arthropoda, Arachnida, Sarcoptiformes, Oppiidae.
GAUAUACGACAGUCAGUCUGGUAUUUCAUCAAAAAAUGGCUAUUAUUUUUCUUCUGUCUUCUGUGUAUUAUUGGUGCCAUAGUGUUGGCCUCGAUGGCCAACAAAUUGAUUGCCAAAAUUAUCGAUAAUAACUAUCAAUGGGAAGAAAAAUGGGUUAAAGAUGUUAAAAAAGGUAUCUUUCUGAUAGUUACGUACAUCGGGUGCGGACUGGCCAUACUGUUCAAUUUGGUCGGACUGAUUGGCGCACUCAAAGAGCACUACUGUAUGACGUGCACCUAUGCCGUACUCAACACACUGAUUACGGCCGGUCUAAUUGGUUUGGCCACUAAAAAUACAGAUUUCUGGUACGCGGCCGUACCGUUCAUCAUAGUCUGUCUGGUUUCCUAUACGUUUGCCUACGAUCUGUAUCGCUGGCGUCGGGACGCGUUCGCCAGACCGAUAAUCAUACAGACGCCGGCACCGCCGCCACCAAUGAUGGCCACUACGACCACUGUUUUUAGGUCACCAGCUUUGGGCCAAAACUUGCAGCACAUCAACACCUAUCCGCCGUACAGUCAGCCGGCCUACAGCGCACACGCCUAUCAAACACCCGAUAUGUAUAUCGGACCGAACCAGUCGACCGGUGCUCAUCCAUCCUCUUCCUCCUCCAACCAAUCGGUGCCAUAUACACAGCAACCCUAUUCAGCACCGCCCGCAUACCAACAACAUGACAGUUACCAGCAAUCAUCAGCAGCUACUGGUGUCCAACAACAACAGCACGAGUAUGAAAAGCAAAAGCCUUAUAAUCCUCUCUAUUAA